Effrenium voratum is the source of this 750-nucleotide messenger RNA. Lineage: Eukaryota; Dinophyceae; Suessiales; Symbiodiniaceae. The record is from the annotation of a GenBank genome assembly.
AUGUCUGGCACUGAGGCCGGAAAGCAACCGUACAUGGAUUUCUGGUACAACAACACAUGGGCGGCAGAGGCACAGUCCGACGGGGCGGCGCAGUAUGACAGCCCCUUGUACGGCCAAUAUGGCGAAGCUGCCUGGGAUCAAGGCUACGGGACCUAUGAAGGCUCAGACUUUCACCACAACGGGGACCUGCAGAACUACGCGGAUCCCUGGGAGAUCAACGCCACUCGGCCGAGAAGAAAACGGAACUCGGUGGAGUCGUCGGUGGCCAAGAUCUAUGGCACCAUGGACGACUUGAGGCUUGAGCACCGCCGGGUGCAGGACAAGUACAUCGCCAUGACGGAGGCGCUCAUCGCCAGCACGGAUGUGGACGGCUUCCGUGUGGACACCCCCAUGCAGGUGCCGCUGCCUUUCUACAAGCGCUGGGCACCCGCAAUUCGCAAAUACGCCCAAUCCGUCGGCAAGGAGCGUUUCGGUAUCUUCGGCGAGUUCUACGUGCAGAUCGAGCGCUAUGCAACCAUGACAGGCCGCGGGCGCGACAACAGCAUGUACGGCCAAGACCGCUUCCUGCCGGGCGAGGCCACCCUGAAGGGCGGCAUCGUGCAGCUCGGGCCAAGGGGCAAGGGGCGGCUAGCCAGGGGCUGCGGCUCAGCCAACCCACGGCGACGAGGUUUGGGGGGGAUGGUUUUAUGCCUGGGUCCCCCAGUAGUGCCCUUUUACCGUUUCUUUUUUGGGGGAGGGUUCCCCCACUAA